Nanorana parkeri is the source of this 1829-nucleotide messenger RNA. RefSeq names its product calcium-activated potassium channel subunit alpha-1-like. Lineage: Eukaryota; Metazoa; Chordata; Amphibia; Anura; Dicroglossidae. The transcript is spliced from 14 exons. The annotation marks the transcript as partial. Gene Ontology annotation, cellular component: postsynaptic membrane. Gene Ontology annotation, molecular function: large conductance calcium-activated potassium channel activity. The record is from RefSeq and is a predicted model, not a curated record. Gene Ontology annotation, biological process: transmembrane transport; potassium ion transport.
AUAGUCAUAGGACUGCCCUUGUUAUAUGCAGAGGAGGCAACCAAGGAAGGCCCCAUCAUUUGUCUGACCUGCCCACUUUCUUGCAAUAUGGCUGGUGCAGGAAUUUGGGGGUUGAGACAUAAGUGGCUUUCAGGGUUUCCUGGGUCUUCCUGUUAGCAAUGGCAAGUGGCAACAAAUCCCUAAGCAACUUCAGUAGCAUUGGCUUAACCAUGAACACCAUCAACAACAACAACAACAUGCAUCAAGAAUCCUUCGUUUUAGCCAAGGGAGAUCCUGCCCUCAUUAUUCCGGUCACUAUGGAGGUGCCAUGUGACAGUCGGGGACAGCGUAUGUGGUGGGCAUUCCUGGCCUCUUCCAUGGUGACAUUUUUCGGGGGCCUUUUUAUUAUCUUGGUGUGGAGGACCCUUAAAUACCUUUGGACAGUCUGCUGCCACUGUGGGGGCAAGAAUAAGGAGGUACAGAAAGUUGUAAAUGUGGUCACCACUACAGUAACUGAUGGGGAAUACAAACCAACUGAUGAAAAGGAUGCAAUUGCAAUUGUUGAGGUGGGCUGGAUGACAUCUGUAAAAGACUGGGCUGGUGUGAUGAUCUCAGCUCAGACCUUAACAGGUCGAGUGCUGGUAGUGACGGUUUUUGCUCUGAGCAUUGGAGCCCUGGUCAUAUACUUCAUUGAUUCAUCCAACCCUAUUGAAACAUGCCAAAACUUCUACAAAGACUUUACACUUCAGAUAGACAUGGCCUUCAACAUUUUCUUCCUCCUUUACUUCGGUCUACGGUUUAUUGCUGCCAAUGACAAACUGUGGUUCUGGCUGGAGGUGAACUCUGUGGUGGAUUUCUUUACAGUGCCUCCCGUAUUUGUGUCGGUUUAUUUAAACAGGAGCUGGCUGGGCUUGAGGUUUCUACGAGCUUUGCGGCUUAUUCAGUUUUCUGAAAUUCUGCAAUUUUUAAACAUUUUAAAAACAAGUAAUUCCAUUAAGCUGGUAAAUCUUUGCUCCAUUUUUAUCAGUACUUGGCUAACAGCUGCAGGUUUUAUUCAUUUGGUGGAAAACUCUGGGGACCCAUGGGACGAUUUUCGAAACUCGCAGAGCAUUUCCUAUUGGGAAUGUGUCUACUUGCUAAUGGUUACCAUGUCAACUGUGGGAUAUGGUGAUGUUUAUGCAAAAACGACCCUUGGCCGUCUCUUCAUGGUCUUCUUCAUUCUUGGUGGUUUGGCCAUGUUUGCCAGCUACGUCCCUGAAAUCAUAGAGUUAAUAGGAAACCGAAAGAAAUAUGGUGGUUCUUAUAGUGCAGUUAGUGGACGGAAGCAUAUAGUGGUCUGUGGUCAUAUCACUUUAGAGAGUGUGUCCAACUUUUUGAAGGAUUUCCUACACAAGGACCGGGAUGAUGUCAACGUGGAAAUUGUAUUCCUGCACAACAUAUCUCCAAAUUUGGAGCUAGAAGCUCUCUUCAAGAGGCACUUUACUCAGGUAGAAUUUUACCAGGGAUCUGUUCUGAAUCCUCAUGACCUCGCAAGAGUAAAGAUUGAAUCAGCAGAUGCCUGUCUGAUCCUAGCCAACAAGUACUGUGCUGACCCUGAUGCUGAAGAUGCAUCAAACAUAAUGAGAGUCAUCUCAAUAAAAAAUUAUCAUCCAAAGAUCCGGAUUAUCACACAGAUGCUGCAGUAUCACAACAAGGCUCAUCUACUAAACAUCCCUAGCUGGAAUUGGAAAGAAGGAGAUGAUGCCAUUUGUCUGGCUGAGCUGAAGCUGGGCUUCAUUGCUCAAAGCUGUCUGGCACAGGGCCUAUCCACUAUGCUUGCAAACCUCUUCUCUAUGCGUUCUUUCAUAAAG